This is a messenger RNA of Leucoraja erinaceus (little skate), 3958 nucleotides long. RefSeq names its product TOG array regulator of axonemal microtubules protein 2-like. Gene Ontology annotation, cellular component: cytoplasmic microtubule; cilium. The record is from RefSeq and is a predicted model, not a curated record. Lineage: Eukaryota; Metazoa; Chordata; Chondrichthyes; Rajiformes; Rajidae. The coding region runs from base 1768 to 3912 and encodes 714 amino acids. Gene Ontology annotation, biological process: microtubule cytoskeleton organization. The transcript has 18 exons. Gene Ontology annotation, molecular function: microtubule binding.
CGAACAAAUUGCCUAUGUGGGACAGGCCCAUAAGGUGCAUAUGCCAAGGUAUUGAAGGCUAUGUCAUUAUUUCAGGUAAAUGGAGUUGGAAGAGAGAUUUUUUUUUAACUUUUUUUAAAUUUUAGAGAUACAGCAUGGAAACAGGCCCUUCGGCCCACCGAGUCUGCGCCAUCCAGCGAUCCCCGCACACUAACACUAUCCUAUACACACUAGGGACAAUUUACACACACACACACCAAGCCAAUUAACCUACAAACCUGUGUGUCAUUGGAGUGUGGGAGGAAACCGAAGAUCUCGGAGAAAACUCACACAGGUCACGGGAAGAACGUGCAAACUCCGUGCAGACAGCACCCGCAGUUGGGAUGGAACCCGGGUCUCCGGAGCUGCAAGCGCUGUAAGGCUACUCUACCGCUGCACCACUGUGUAGUGGUUGGCAUGGUCGUGGUGGGCUGAAGGGACUGUUCCCAUGAGUCAGUAAGCCUACAAAACGUCCUUUCAAACCCAGAAAGUUCAGAACAGAAAUUGACCGGCAAACUUUGUUUCUGUGACAUGGGGCGGCACGGUGGAGUUGCUGCUUCACAGCACCAGAGACCCAGGUUCCAUCCUUAAGGGCCUGUUCACAUCCUAAUUCACGACCUCGUGACGACCAUGCUGCGAGUAUGAGUCAAGGGCAAACUCGGCAGAGGUCGUGAAAGUGGGACAAGCCCUUAAGUAUGGGUGCUGUCUGUACAAUGUUUGUACGAUCUUCCUGUGACUACAUGGAGUUUCCUCCCAGCAGUUACUCAAGUCGUAUAGGUUUGUGGAUUAAUUGGCUUCUGGUAACUGUCCCUAGUGUGUAAGAUUGUGCUAGUAUAUGGGUAUAUGCUAGCUGGUCGGCGGGGACCCAUUGGGCCGAAGGGCCUGUUUUCUCUGCUGCAUCUUGAGACUAACAGUAGUCUAAAGACAUUGUUCCCACACCUUGGUAAAAUCCCAAUGAUUUUUGCCAGACUUGUAAAGUUGAUGUUGAUGUGAGUACAAUGACGUGCUCUCUCAAACGUGUAAUCUAUUGAGCUACAUGGGCCUUGCCCUCAGCAGUUUGCAUAACAGGAGUUCAGCUCUUCAAAAUUACCUUUCAUUAUGAUUUGUUGCUUUCUCAUUAGAAAAGAAUGAUUUAUUACCAUGGCUACAGUUGCCACAGAAGCUUGGGUGACAUAGAGCCUAUUCAGUAUUGGUCCAGUCACUCUUGAUGUGCUGAAGUCUGUACAACACUGCGGGGCAGGCAGUUUGGGUAGGCAGCUCUGAACUAUGUUCAAUAUUGAAGCCCGAUGGCACUUUCAAGACCAGCCUGAGCUCAAAACAGUGGGAAGUCGGGACGAAUACUCACGGGAUCCCCGGGGAAAGUGGCACCGAGAACCUCUCGGUUAUGAGCGGAAAUGUUGCAGAAGGCACGUAUCGGGCCCCUUUGACGAUGGUGUGCGGGGCCUUACGGAGCAGCGAGGUGACCUUCCAGCCCAGCCGUAGCAACAGCGUGGACUCAGCCCUCCCCCUGCGGGACGCAGGCUGGCUCAGCCGAGGGAAAGCCUUUCUACGGUCCAGCCUGAAGCUGCCGCUGGGUGAAGCCCGCUCCGUGCAGGGCGGCGGUGGCAGCGGCAGCAGCAGCGGCCUGGUGCUGCACCCUCGCCAGGCGGCUGGCUACUAGCCGACCGCCCUCUCCACCACUGGCCCGCGGCCACACACCUGCACGGAUACAGUCUGAAGCUGCUGGACUGGACGGCCACGGACACGGACAUGGACACGGACAUGGACGGGGAGGAGGGCCACCCUUUCCUCGACACCCUGCAGCUGAAGAACAAACUCGAGCGCAGGAUGUCCGAGGUCUUGCCUCGCAAGAGUCCUCUCGAGACCGUACUCCCGCUGAAGCCGGCGCUGGCUCGAUCCGCGUCGCAGAAGCUGCUGAACGCCAGCCGGCCGGUGCCUCCCAUCGAGAGGAGCGCUUCGCACACCCAGGAGGCCUGCAACAAGGACCUGUCCUCUGUCCACAAGGACCCCAAGGCCACCGAUGGCCAAUCGUUGGGAAGGCCAGGUCUGGAAGGUAGUAAGGGACUUGCAAAACCUGUCUUGGUCCCAGAGGAGGUGAGGAUCUCUCUUCAACACCUGCGGAGCAGUGCGGAGAAGAAAAGGAAGUUGCUGGGUGCCAGCUUAUGCCAGUUGCCACUCAAGUUGCCUGAUUCAUCGGAGGACGGCUGCCGGCCCCUGCCUUGCACACCUGCACAGCCAGGAGCCCAGACACAGACUGCAGCCCCCAUUCAGAGAGACCCAGUCGAACACGGGCCGAUCUCGGGACCCGAAGAGCAAACUGCGCAGGUUGCAGAUGGCCCCCACAACGGUCUGAAAGGAAAGAGGAAGAACAGGAGCGGUGUGAAACAGGACGCAGCGGCAGAUGUGGAGAGGAUACCUCCUCCAACGGCAACUGAUCGGAGCACAGAACACAGUCUGGCCCAGAGUGCACCAUCGUUGGCUGAGAAGGUCAAAGGUAAAAGCCAGACCAUGGUCAUCUCGUUCAGGCUGAGCGUGGAGCGGGGUCCGGAGGCUGGCGAUGGGGGUGCAGUGGAGGCCGAUGAGAAGGCAGCGCAUUGUAGACCAGGGAAACAUACUCUCGUUAAUGCUUUGGAAAGCAAGGACCAGAGAGAGGUAGUCGAGCAAACGGACCAAAGAACAGAGGUGAACAAUUCAUCUAUAGCAACUUCGCAGCUGGCGGAGCUGCCGCACUCUGGCCACGUGGCCAUCUCCAAGUCGGCGCAGGAGAAGAUGCGGCAGAAACGGAGGGAGGAGAUGGAGCAACGGGAGCUGCAGAAAGAACGCGAGCUGAUGCAGCAACUGAGGGAGAGACUGCAUGAAGUCAACCCCCACCACACAGCAGUCCCCGCUUGGGAAUCGCCGAAGAAGAUGGGCCUCAGUUCCACAGUGUCCAGUCAAGCCACUUCCCUGCGGAGACGGAUCAACAGGCCCUCGCUUCCCAGUAUUCCCAACAUAUCCCAAAUCUGCAAUCUGACUCGCAAUAUCUCUGCUCACUCUUUACCUGACUUCCCCCUGGAUUCUCGAGAAGGAGGGAAGGACUCGGACUCGGACGAACCGUUGGAGAUGGGCUUGUUCACUCGUCAGGAGCAAGGACUGACCGAGGCCCUCAAACUCCUGGCAAACAGCGACUGGGAGAUGAAGAGGAAGGGGCUGUCGAGCGUGCGUCGCUUGGCCCGUUUCCACCAGGAGAUUCUCCUCACGAGGCUCCACACCGUAGCCCUGGCAGUGAUGGAGGAGGUUAACAACUUGCGCUCCAAGGUUGCCCGCUCUGCCAUCCUGACCCUUGGAGAGCUCUUCUCGCAGCUGAGGAGGAGCAUGGAUCAGGAGGUGGAGGAGGUGGCCAGGAUCCUGCUCCACAGGACCAGCGACUCCAACGAGUUCAUCCGAGCGGAGGCGGUCAAGGCGCUGUCCACCAUGACGCAGAGCGCCAGCCCGUCCCGGGUGCUGAGUGCUCUCAUCGCAGGCGGCUUGAAUCACCGUAACUCCACGGUGCGGAAGUGCGCGGCUGAGAACCUCGUGCUGGCGGUAGACCACGUGGGGGUUGACAGGCUGCUGUCCGGGAGGAGGGACCUCGUGGACCAGGUCGUGCAGUCCGCCGUUAAGUUCUCCCAGGACGGGAACCAGGAGACAAGGUUCUACGGGAAGAAGGUGCUGAACAUGUUGGUGUUCCACGAGGAGUUUGGGAGAUAUCAGGACCGCUCUCUCCUGUCUCAGGAUGUCCACUGUAUUAUCUCAGCCAUCAAACAGAGGGGCCUUCAAGAUGCUUCUUUGGAACUUCUCUCUCCAAAGGACGGAAGGUCAAGGGUGAACAGCUCGUCAAAUGCUCAGGAGGAUGUACUUACCACAGGAAGGUGACUGACAAUUUUAUCCUGGACCACGCAUCUUGUAUUGGUGUAAUGUG